UAAGUCCACCCUAAUCAAACCUUCAAAAUUCCUGUAUUUUACAAUUCAAGUUUUGUAGGUGGUAGCCCGAAUGGAGAACCCAAAUCCCCUCCACGUCGUCACAGCUCACUAGAGCAAUGCCCUUUUCUGGACAGUAGAAAGAAGAAAACUCCUUACCUCUUCUUUCCUCUCCGCCAAAAACCACCAACAUGGAAGAUCCCCAAGGCCAUCGCCACCACAAUCAAGAGUCGUCCACCUCCUCGUCACCGUCAUCAUGCACCACCACUUGCGUCAAAUGCGGCGGUCCAACAACUUACCCUCCGCCACCCCAAACCUCAUUUCCUUCAAUGUCCCCGCCUCCAACAUACCGUCCAAUACGAUCCCCAGCUAUAAAUCUCCCUCCGAACAACAAUACCCAAGCCAUAAUCCUCGCUCCCGUCCCUCAAUCCCAAAAGGUUCUACCCAUUUCACCUCCUUACAACUUUCAAAUCCCCUCCAAAAAAAUCCAAACCCCUGAAGAUAUACGCCACUUCCACAAUUCCGUCUCCUGCCAAAACUUCCUUGGAUUUAUUGUCGCUCUCUCCGAAUCCAUCCGCGGCCACAAAAUCUCCUAUCCCUGUCAUCAAUCACUCACUAUAAACACAUUACUUUCCAUUCUCGAAACCCUAAUUCUCUGGAUUGACCAAAUCCCUCCUGUCCAACAAUCUGCCCGUUAUGGCAACGUUUCGUACCGUACCUGGCAUAACCGUUUAGAGGAAAGUAGCGAGUCAUUAAUGCUGCAAUUUUUACCUGAUGACCUUAAACAAUCAACGGUCGAGAUUAUUCCUUAUUUCACUGAUAGUUUUGGUAAUUCGAGUAGGAUUGAUUACGGUACUGGUCAUGAAACGAACUUCGCUGCAUUUUUAUACUGUUUAGCAAGAAUGGGAAUGAUUAAAGAAGAGGAUUACCAAGCUGUGGUUGCUAGGGUGUUCGUUAAGUAUCUUGAUUUAAUGAGGAAAUUACAAUUGGUUUAUUCCUUAGAGCCUGCCGGUUCGCAUGGUGUUUGGGGGUUAGAUGAUUAUCAUUUCUUGCCGUUUAUAUUUGGUUCGUCGCAGUUGAUUGACCAUAGGUAUAUGAAACCUAAGUCAAUUCACAAUGAGGAUAUUUUGGAGAAUUUUUCCAAUGAGUAUAUGUAUCUUUCUUGUAUUGUGUUUAUUAGAAAGGUUAAAAAAGGUUUGUUUGCUGAGCAUUCACCUUUGCUGGACGAUAUUAGUGGUGUGCCUAAUUGGAACAAGGUGAACAGUGGGUUGCUUAAAAUGUAUAAAGCUGAAGUUUUGGAGAAAGUGCCUAUCAUGCAGCAUUUUCUAUUUGGUUGGCUCAUUAAGUGGGAGUAGUAUCUGAUUAUCAGCUCUAUAGGAACAUAUGCUACAAAAUCCAAAGAAAUCAUUUGUUACUUGAUCUUACCUAGUGUCGUUGCACUGCAGUUGCUGGUCGCCAAAUUUGGAAAUAUGAUAAACUUGUUACUUUAGAAUGCAUUUGAAGUUUUUCCUGCCACUUUAAACUGGCCAAGCAGAUGCAGUGCGCCUGCCUUUUUGUUUUGACUUGCAUUUGUGAUAGUACAAUUAUUUUGAAUGGUUGAUGGAAUGAAAUUCUAUCUUUUGGUAGAGCAAAUAGUUGAACAAGUGGGCAUGGGUUUUCUUCCCAUGGUUGUGAGGCCAAACUGAUAUGGUAAUCAAAGUGGAAUGCUGCGCCAAGCAUUAUAAUGAACAGUACCGAUAUGCCCAUAGGACUUGCUGUUUUAAAGGAGUUGGCUUUCACGACCAUUUGUUCGGCAGGAUCAUUAAAUAAGAUUAUUCAACAGCACGAUGAGAAAUGGAAGCAAAUGCUGAAGGCCAUUGUAACGCUUCAAUAUGCGUCUUUUACUGGUUGGUAGCCAUUUAUAAUGUUAUGGAUUAUAUCAUUGGUGUAGGGUAUCUAACUUUCAAUUCGCUGGAAAGGAAGGAAUUGUUUCUUGAUGUGUUAA
Messenger RNA from Ricinus communis (castor bean), 1981 nucleotides. RefSeq names its product serine/threonine-protein phosphatase 2A activator. Bases 189 to 1352 code for a protein of 387 amino acids. The record is from RefSeq and is a predicted model, not a curated record. The transcript is spliced from 2 exons. Gene Ontology annotation, molecular function: peptidyl-prolyl cis-trans isomerase activity; protein tyrosine phosphatase activator activity. Gene Ontology annotation, cellular component: cytoplasm; nucleus; protein phosphatase type 2A complex. Lineage: Eukaryota; Viridiplantae; Streptophyta; Magnoliopsida; Malpighiales; Euphorbiaceae. Gene Ontology annotation, biological process: mitotic spindle organization.